AUGUCUCAGUCUCGAGUUGAGGAGCAGAAGAGAGCGGUUGCAGCAUCUGCUGCCGCUCAACGAAGUGAUAACAUCGCACACGCCUUAGCGGGUGCUGGCGGUGGUAUUCUUUCAAUGGUCUUGACGUACCCCCUCAUCACACUUUCCACAAGAGCACAGGUUGAAUCUAAACGAGCUCAAUCUACGGCCAUGGAUGCUGUUCGUCGCAUUGUCCAGCGAGAGGGCAUAAGCGGACUUUAUUCUGGACUCGAAUCCGCACUGUUCGGUAUCAGCGUCACCAACUUUGUCUACUAUUACUGGUAUGAAUGGACACGCUCCGCUUUCGAAAAAGCAGCCGUGAAAGCAGGUCGCGCAUCCAAGAAACUCACCACCGCUGAGUCAAUGAUCGCCGGCGCCAUCGCCGGAAGUGCAACCGUCUUGAUCACCAAUCCCAUCUGGGUUGUGAACACAAGAAUGACGGCUCGUAAGUCAGACUCCGAGGAGCAAGCAUUGCCUGGCACCCCGGCGAAGAAGGCUCGCUCCUCGACGAUUGGCACUUUGAUGGACCUACUCCAACGGGAAGGGCCUACGGCCCUUUUUGCUGGAGUUCUACCAGCACUGAUUCUGGUGAUCAACCCCAUUCUGCAAUAUACUAUCUUCGAACAGCUGAAGAACUUGGUGGAGCGCCGUAGGCGUAUGACGCCCAAAGACGCAUUCUAUCUUGGUGCGUUGGGCAAGAUACUGGCGACCUCUAUCACCUAUCCUUAUAUCACCGUCAAGAGCCGAAUGCACGUCGCAAGCAAGGAUGGCCCCAAAGAAAGCUUGAAUGGAAGCUUGAAGCGCAUUAUCAAAGAGGAGGGCUACACAGGUCUAUACAAGGGAAUCAUUCCUAAGGUGACCCAAAGUGCGAUCACUGCUGCAUUCUUGUUUGGAUUCAAGGAUGUUCUGUAUGAUAUGAUGGUUUCUGCCCGGAAGAGAUCUCAGCUCUCUAAAUAG
This is a messenger RNA of Aspergillus clavatus NRRL 1, 975 nucleotides long. It is a transcript of the gene pmp47, whose product is annotated as putative peroxisomal membrane protein Pmp47. The coding region runs from base 1 to 975 and encodes 324 amino acids. Lineage: Eukaryota; Fungi; Ascomycota; Eurotiomycetes; Eurotiales; Aspergillaceae. Gene Ontology annotation, cellular component: peroxisomal membrane. Gene Ontology annotation, molecular function: ADP transmembrane transporter activity; ATP transmembrane transporter activity; NAD transmembrane transporter activity. The record is from RefSeq and is a predicted model, not a curated record. The transcript has 3 exons.